AUGCCCAAGCGGACCAUGGGAGGGAGGGCCGACGCCGGGGCCGACGCCAUGGUGUCACCUAUGCCGGAGCAGGUGGCUCCUCCGCCAGAGCAGGUGACUCCUCUGCCACGCCAUCUGCCUCCUCUGCCACGCCAUCUGCCUCCUUUGCCGCAGCCCGUGGUCAACGUCGACGGCGACGAGGACGAAGAAGAGGUCACUGCUCUGGCUCCUCAGAUGGAGCAGGUGUCUCCUCUGCCGCGGGUGACGCCUUCAGUGCCCGAGCCUGUGGUUGUCGGCGAUGUCAACAAUGAAAACCCUCAGCCGGGUGUUCAUCUGCCGCGGUUGUUACCUCCCCUGCCCCCACCUGUGGUCAUCACCGACGAGAACGAAGAAGAGGUUUUCCCUGGUCAGUACAAGGCAAAUAAGGUCCUAAGUGACGAUGUUGACAGCGACCCAGAAACCCAGAGGGUCUUCAGGAGGCAGAAGGUGAGGCAGCUGGAUAGUGGUGAGCUCGAGAAAGCUGUGAGGCCUAGAUUCGGAAACGGCUACGGAUGCCCUUUCUGCAACAAGGUGAUGAAUCGCGACCUGUCGAGUACCAUCAACCAUGCAGUCGGAACAUCCCAAGGCAGCACCAAGAAUGGCUACGCUUUCAGGGUGAAGCAUGAUGCGUAUGUCGACUACUUGAUGAGGCUUCUUUGA
This is a messenger RNA of Triticum turgidum subsp. durum (durum wheat), 678 nucleotides long. The record is from the annotation of a GenBank genome assembly. NCBI's taxonomy places the organism in Eukaryota, Viridiplantae, Streptophyta, Magnoliopsida, Poales, Poaceae.